This is a messenger RNA of Coffea arabica (coffee), 1560 nucleotides long. RefSeq lists its product as uncharacterized. The record is from RefSeq and is a predicted model, not a curated record. Gene Ontology annotation, molecular function: zinc ion binding; nucleic acid binding. Lineage: Eukaryota; Viridiplantae; Streptophyta; Magnoliopsida; Gentianales; Rubiaceae.
AUGAAAAGGGUCCAUGUCCCUAUCUUCGAUGGAACUCCUGACCCGGAUUUAGCAGAAAAGUGGUUAGAUGAAAUAGAAAAUAAUUUUGCACUUUUGCAAGUGCCAGAGGAGAUGACACACCUAAUCUUCAAACCCUUUUUGGUAGGAGAAGCCAAUAAGUGGUGGGCAACUCUGGAACCUACCGUCGCCCCACCAGUAAGUUGGACAAAAUUUAGAGAGGAGUUCCUGAAAUACUUUUUCCCACCGGCUGUACGGAUGCAGAAAAUAUAUCAGUUUGAAAAUUUGAAACAAACUCCAGAAAUUUCUGUGGUGCAGUAUUCGAAUAAAUUCAUGGCAUUAGGAAGGUUUGUCCCAUCAAUAAUGGCAGAUGGGGAGUUGAAAAAGUAUAAGUUUAUAAGGGGGUUGUCGAGUAGAAUUCAAACUAAGGUGAACACCUCUUAUACUCAUACGUUUAAUGAUGUGUUGGAUGCCAGCGUUAAAGCUGAGGCUGAUUGCAAAAGAUUAGAUGAAGAGGGUAGGAAUAAAGGACCUAAACUAGGGAAUGAACUUGCAGUGGUGGGAGCACUGAAACCUUGCAGAUCGUUUCGCUUAAUUAAGAAAAGUCAUGGGCCACCACCGAAGAUAACUGGAGGAAACACAUUUUCUGUGUGCAAAACUUGUGGAAAGAUGCAUCGGGGAAAAUGCCGGCUUAAGACAACUUUUUCCACGUGUAAAACUUAUGGGAAGAUAUACCGAGGAGAAUGUCGAGUUGGAGCAGGAGCUUGUUUUGAAUGUGGACAGCAGGGGCAUAGGGAUAUGAAUUGUCCAAAUAGGAAGGUAGAACGAGAUAAGAGUGGUAAUCUCACUGAUAAGAAGCCAAAAGUUAACGCGAGAGUGCAUGCCAUGACCGAUGUUAGGGCGGAGGUGGCAGGCGACGUGGUCACAGAUACUCUUCUAAUUAAUUCCGUGUCUGCAUAUGCAAUAAGAAAAGGGUGUAAGACAUAUUUGGCUUAUAUUCUGGACACGGGGAAAGAGGAGAUGCAUUUAGAAAAGAUUUCGGUGGUGAAGGACUUUUCUGACAUGUUCCCAGAAGACCUUUUUGGUCUACCUCCGAAUAGAGAAAUAGCGUUUGAAAUAAAUGUUAUACCUGAGGCGACUCCUAUAUUUAAGGCCCCCUAUAGAAUGACGCCUGCAGAAUUAAAGAAACUUAAGAAGCAAUUACAGGAACUACUAGAUAAGAAAUUCAUUAGAGCUAAUGUUUCCCCUUGGGGUGCACCAGUACUCUUUGUAAAGAAGAAAGGUGGUAGCCUGAGAUUGUGUAUCGAUUAUAGGGAGUUGAAUCGAAUCACAAUAAAGAACAAAUACCCCCUUCCAAGGAUAGAUGAUCUUUUUGACCAACUGAAGGGAGUUAAAGUAUUCUCUAAGAUAGAUUUGAAAUCUGGAUACCAUCAAUUAAAGAUUAAAGCCGAAAACAUCCAAAAAAGUGCAUUUCGUACGAGAUACGGGCACUAUGAGUUUUUGGUGAUGCCCUUUGGAUUAACUGAUAGGAUGUCAAUUAAAGUGGAGCAGAAACCUUCUUGA